GUUAUAUUUGCUUACUUGGCAACUUCGCUCCCACUACCAAGAGCUCCAAACGUUCACCAGCUAGAGUGGUAUGCCGCCCCACGUUCUCGUCAAGGAGCAGUCGUCCACGUUCCGUUUCGUGUUCCGCCUUGUGCCGCCUUCAGUGAAGCGUAAAACGUUCCAGACUUAUACGCUGAUCGUCCCGUGGAUUAGCCACAUCAUCGGCUUCCUGGUGCUUGUCCUCGUCUUCGUGGACGCGAUAGCCAACAACUGGGCAGUCAACGACUACUGCGGCAACGCGCUGCAGUUCCGUACGCCCUUUGCGCACAUCGAAACCGCUUCAGAGCUACCGAACGACUUCAUCUUUGGUCAAGGCAGGGGGUUCUCCAACAUGUCAUUUGUGGGUCGGUGGAUGAUGUCGUUGGCCGUCUCCGAUGUGGCCUCCCAUAGCGACAGCAUGUACAUCCUCACGGCCGGGCAGUACUCAAUCCAGGCAGCGACCAUGAACUACUGCGGUACCUUGAAUGGAAACUAUUCCGUGCCGGACCUGUCGAUGCCGGUCAAGUUGGCGGUUGUGGACGACGGCGUGACGUACCUACGUGGCGACGCAUUGUCGCACUGGUUCACUAACGACCUGGUCGACAACUUGCCGACGAAAUCAUCCAAAAAGGCAGACGUGCAAGCUCUGGGGUUUCACCCCGCUCGGAUGCAGGCGGAUUUACGGCUAACUAUGGGCCUGGACAUCAAGAACACGUCAAAAACGCAAACUUUCGCCGUCUCGUUUUAUCGCGUGUACAGCAAAAGCUACUGCACCGGGUGUGUGCCCCUGGCUACCCUUGGUCACGGCACGUGCAACCUGACGGUGCAAUACAUUCAGCGCACCAAUAUGGUGGUUGUGACCAAGAGCUUCUCCAUGCCCGACUCGACGCACUACCUCGGUCUGAUGUUCAGUCGUAGCAUCUACACCAUCAUCGGGUCUGUCCUCAAGUACGUGGCCAUCUUGAUUGGCAUGGCGGGUUUCCUCGCCAGUCGAAAGACUGUCCAGUGGCACGACCGCAGCCCAGACAAAGUUGAAUCCGUGACCGAGAAGCUCAUGGACAUGGUCGUGCCCAAGUACUUUUCGCACCAGAGCUUCGCCAUGACGUUUGACUUGUUUUGCUAUAACAGCGACCUGCUUGUGUUGCUCUUUGUCGUGAGCAACUUGCUGGACAUGAACCAGGCGAUUCAGUACAUCCGAGAAGUGAACGCGUACAACGCAUUGAGUCCGCAGUGGGAUAUGACGGUCAAGUUGUUUGCACUGAGCACGCGCCUCUUGUGGCUCAACGUUGGGUUGGUCAAACUGGCCAAAAUGACCGUGCACUUCGUCUCGUCGGCUACGUACUCUGGGCACAGUCGCGUGAUGAGUUGGCUCAACUUUAGCAGCGUCACGACGCUGUAUUUGAGUGCGAUUUUGCUCUAUUUCGUGCCCGACUACAUUGAGUACAACAACAUCUGUCGAUGGGAUAUUGCCAACAGUUUGGAAAGUAUCAACGGAAGCGUGAUUGACAGUUUCAAGAGCUUCUACUUUCGCGGCGCACCGGCCAUUGGUAUUGGCCUCGCCCUCAACGUCGCAGGGGUGUUAGCAGUCGACCACUUGGUUUUGUUCGAGUUCUGGCGUAACUUGAGCAAGAACAGCCUCGGGCGCCAAGUUAUGUUCAACACCACGUGCAUCACGUGUGAGUUCGUGGGAGCUUUCACGGUCGAAAAUUAUGGUAGAGCUGUGCUCGAGUGUAAAGCGCGGCGCCUGAGCACCCUGCAGUGGUAUUUCAUGAGCCAGACGAUGUGCUUUGGCUUACCGGAGAAAGAACUGAGCAAACAGAAGCAAAGUGGCAACCCGACGUUGGAUAUCGUGACCACAAUCAAGCCGAACUAUUCAAAUGAACAAGGCAACGGAGAUAUCUUCCACGUGAUCAACCAGAGUGGCAACGGACACAUCCACCUACUCGACGACCAACUUGUGGAUGUCCAGACCGUCGCGUUCAACAUCAAAAUCCUUCACGAUACCGCACUGUACAUUCGAUAGAUAACCCAGCACAUUGUUUCACA
Aphanomyces astaci is the source of this 2064-nucleotide messenger RNA. RefSeq lists its product as hypothetical. The record is from RefSeq and is a predicted model, not a curated record. The transcript has a single exon. Bases 71 to 2041 code for a protein of 656 amino acids. Lineage: Eukaryota; Oomycota; Saprolegniomycetes; Saprolegniales; Verrucalvaceae.